Funneliformis mosseae is the source of this 1083-nucleotide messenger RNA. The record is from the annotation of a GenBank genome assembly. Lineage: Eukaryota; Fungi; Glomeromycota; Glomeromycetes; Glomerales; Glomeraceae.
AUGAGUUUUUCAAAAACCUUCAAGCAAAUAUUCUCUAGAAAAUCAUCCGCCGAUUUUGACAAAAGAUUUAAUGAAGAAAACAGGAAAUUAAUUUCCCAAUGGGCAAAAGAAGUGAGGGCUCUUCGGAAAAAAACUGACCCUAACGUUCAAAACGACGAAUUAUACGAAGACUCUUUAUUAAUCAUAGAAUGGAAUUCGGCUGGGUUAGUCCAUAGAAAUAACCUACAUGGAAUUAACGCUAUAAACGCACUUGUUGCAUUAAUUCGUGACCAACCAGGAUGUGUACCAUUUCCAAAAGGCACACCAUCUGAUUCCGCCUUUUCCUUUGUCAGGACUCCGAAUGGUGGGGCUCACCAAAACUUACAUUCAUGCAUCAGCCAACUUACAACUAGCACCAUGCAGUGGUGGAGACAUUCUCAAGGAAAUCCUGAUGUUGGUCGUGCGUAUAUGUCUAAAGAUUGUUGCGUCAAUAAUCCAGGAAUAUUUGGUUCAAACCAAAUGGGAAUUUUGUCGCGUUUUGGUGACGAAAGGUUAAAUGAAGAAAGAGUGAGAACCCUUCGAAAAAAUACCAAUCCUAACGUGCAAAGCAACGAAUUAUACGAAGACCCUUUAUUAAUCAUAGAAUGGAAUCCGGAUGGGUUAGUCCAUAGAAAUAACCUACAUGGAAUUAACGCUAUAAACACAAUUUCUGCAUUAAUUCGUGGACAACCAGGAUGUGUACCAUUUCCGCCAAAUGGUACACCAUCUGAUUCCAUCUUUUCCUUUGUCAAAACUCCGAAUGGUGAGGCUCACCAAAACUUACAAUCAUGCAUCAGCCAACUUACAACUAACACCGCUCAAUGGUGGAGACAUACUCAAGGCAAUCCAGAUGUUGGUCGUGCGUAUAUGGUGUCUCGAGCUCGACAAUUCGUUGCCAUACGUUUUAUAAAACAGGAUUCAACGAACAAUAUUCGUCCAAAUGAAUUCGCAAGAAAGUCAUCAGGAUCGUAUCCAUUUGGACCGGAAAAUGAAAUUGUUGCUCUAGCAACAGGUACGAAUAAACGUAGAUUGAUUUGGUGGCUUCGAUUGACAGUAAAUUGGUAG